AUCUGACUUUUUUUUUAAUUAUUAUUUUUUUACCCGCUCCUUUCUUGAGCAACUGGUUGUUGUUGCAGAGGUCACCGCGGGGACUGGUGGAGGCUCCCGGCUCUGGUGUUGGGAAAUAUGACAGCAGAAGUGAAUGCUCGUUAACGUAAGGGAUUUACUGAAGAAGAAAAACAAAAUGCCUUUUAAAGGUCUUGGUUCACUGAAAGAAAGAUUUUUUAACCCAGGAAAGGAAGAGGUGAAGAACACCAUUAGCGAAUCGCUGGGGAAUCUGAGAAGGAAGCUCGACGGCAGCGCCGUGGAGGAGGAGCCGCUGGAGCUGACGGCGGAGGGGCGGCCCGUGGCCGCGAGCGGCCGGCGGCCCGCGCGGUGCGAGUGCCAGUGCUGCGGCCUGCCCAAGCGCUACAUCAUCGCCAUCAUGAGCGGCCUGGGCUUCUGCAUCUCCUUCGGCAUCAGGUGCAACCUGGGCGUGGCCAUCGUGGAGAUGGUCAACAACAACACUGUCUAUGUCGACGGAAAGCCAGAGCUGCGGACAGCCCAAUUCGACUGGGAUCCAGAGACUGUAGGACUCAUUCAUGGCUCUUUUUUCUGGGGUUACAUUGUGACACAAAUUCCAGGAGGGUUCAUCUCAAACAAAUUGGCUGCUAACAGGGUAUUUGGUGCAGCUAUCUUUCUGACAUCUACACUGAACAUGAUCAUCCCUUCUGCAGCAAGAGUGCAUUAUGGCUGUGUGAUGUUUGUAAGGAUUCUUCAAGGUUUGGUGGAGGGCGUCACGUACCCAGCCUGCCACGGGAUGUGGAGUAAGUGGGCCCCGCCGCUGGAGAGAAGCAGGCUGGCUACCACUUCAUUCUGUGGGUCUUACGCAGGUGCAGUGGUGGCCAUGCCCCUGGCAGGUGUGCUGGUACAGUACAUAGGAUGGUCAUCAGUCUUUUAUAUUUAUGGAAUGUUUGGGAUUGUUUGGUACGUGUUUUGGCUGCUUCACGCCUAUGAGAGCCCUGCUGUGCAUCCAACAAUAACCAGUGAAGAAAGGAUAUACAUAGAAACAAGUAUAGGAGAAGGAGCCAGCCUAGCUAAUGCAAGUAAAUUUAGUACUCCAUGGAAGAGAUUUUUCACUUCAAUGCCAGUUUAUGCAAUCAUUGUGGCAAACUUCUGCAGAAGCUGGACCUUCUAUUUGCUCCUUAUAAGUCAGCCUGCUUACUUUGAAGAAGUCUUUGGAUUUGCAAUAAGCAAGGUUGGCCUUUUGUCAGCAGUUCCUCACAUGGUCAUGACAAUCAUUGUGCCCAUUGGAGGGCAACUAGCUGACUUCUUACGGAGCAGGAAGAUCUUAACCACUACCACUGUAAGGAAGGUCAUGAACUGUGGAGGCUUUGGGAUGGAAGCAACCUUGCUUUUGGUGGUUGGUUAUUCUCACACAAAAGGUGUGGCUAUUUCCUUUCUGGUGUUAGCAGUAGGCUUCAGUGGCUUUGCAAUUUCAGGCUUCAAUGUGAAUCACUUGGACAUAGCCCCUCGUUAUGCCAGCAUUCUCAUGGGGAUCUCCAACGGCGUGGGGACGCUGUCGGGAAUGGUGUGCCCACUCAUCGUUGGUGCAAUGACAAAGCAUAAGACCCGUGAAGAAUGGCAGAACGUCUUUCUGAUUGCAGCCCUGGUGCAUUACAGUGGUGUGAUAUUCUACGCUCUCUUUGCCUCUGGGGAGAAGCAGGAAUGGGCUGACCCCGAAAACCUCAGUGAAGAGAAAUGUGGCAUAAUUGAUCAGGAUGAACUGGCAGAAGAAACAGAGAUGAACAAUGAAACUUUUGUAAGUCCAAAGAAAACGUAUGGUGCUACCAGUCAAAAUAGUGAAGUACAGAGAAGGGAAUGGAAGAAGCAAAAGCAAGUAACUCAAGACAUGGAGGAACAGACUUCUUACCAUUAUGAAAAUGGAAAUUUUCAAGAUUUGUCUUAACACUUGAAACUGUAAGAUUUGUAUAGCAGCUACUCCCAUGACUCCUGCCUAGCUGCCCCAAAUCAUCAGGUAUUCACAUUUAUUGUCUUAUUCCAUUACAUAACAUCUGGCCACAUGGCUACAUUUGAGGGGUGAUAGUUCCCUCUCCAUGGUGUGUAAGAAGCUAACAACAGUAGGACUGGGAUAAGUGAUCCUAAAUCCUCUCCCAGACAUUGUAUGACCGUGGGAGAGCUUCUGUGCCAGUUAAAUGACCAGCCCUGGCAGGGCUCCUGCUUGAUGCAAGCUGUAGAGCUUACUGUAGGAGCAAGGAGUUCCCUCAUCAUCUCAUCUGAGCAGAGAAAGGACAAGUGAUACCAGAUGGUGGAUCCACGGUGAUCUGUGUAAUCCCUGGGUCUCCAGUGGUGUCACAGUCUGUGGUAAGCAGCCCUGCUUUGCCUUUUUAGGUUUCCUGUAGGGUGGCAUUUGAAUUGCUUAAUCCAUGUCAAACUGCAAGCUCAAGCUGAAAGAUCAGAGCUGAGGGAAAAGCAGAUUUCUGACUGUAGGCUGUAAUUAAUUACUAAUGGUCACUCAACAAGAGGAAGAGGAACAUGUGGCAGAGGUGGCACAGGAUUGCUUCAACAGUUCCUAGAAACUGAUUGGCAGAUAUCUUUAUGUGCACACCCCACAGAGUAUGGAUAAGACCAUAAAAUGGAUACUUGUAAAAUUUCUCCCCCUCCAAAGAUUUUGUGCUGGCAUGAGAUAAUUUUGAAUACAAAAUCAUUGUUAGUGAUGCAAUAUUAAUAAUCCUUAUGAAAGGAAAUCUUAGCCCUGUUUUGAUUAGGAUUCUCACUCAAUUCAUCAUUGUGAAGUAAUUUGAAUAUAUUUUUCUAGUAUUAUACUGAUAGAGCUCCUGCUCUCAUCACCAAUAGUACUUGUUUAGGUGAACAAGCUUACUUACAGGAAUAUUUAGUUCUGGAUCUGUAACUUUUCAAUGCCUCAGUCUUGUUCUUGCUAUGAAUGAAGCACUGUACCAUUUGAGAGUUAACAGGGUACCUAUGUAUAAAAGUAAUUAUCCUCUGCCAUUGGUAUACAAUUGACAAUAUAAAGUGGCUUUAGCCUUUUUCUACCAUUUUUAGAAUCAAACAUUGGAGCAUGCUGUAUCAUCUCAGUUAACUGCGACUCAGAGACUCAUUGUGGCAUUAAUACUCUUUUCAGAAUGGAUAAUUUCAGUAAGAUGUGAUUUAAUUUGUCUCUCAUUAUGACUACUGCCUCAUUAAAUUCAAGUGAAAGCUAACCUGU
This is a messenger RNA of Haemorhous mexicanus (house finch), 3217 nucleotides long. RefSeq names its product solute carrier family 17 member 8 (gene SLC17A8). Gene Ontology annotation, molecular function: L-glutamate transmembrane transporter activity; neurotransmitter transmembrane transporter activity. Lineage: Eukaryota; Metazoa; Chordata; Aves; Passeriformes; Fringillidae. Gene Ontology annotation, biological process: monoatomic anion transport; neurotransmitter loading into synaptic vesicle; synaptic transmission, glutamatergic. Gene Ontology annotation, cellular component: synaptic vesicle membrane; excitatory synapse. Bases 134 to 1939 code for a protein of 601 amino acids. The record is from RefSeq and is a predicted model, not a curated record. The transcript is spliced from 12 exons.